Macrobrachium nipponense is the source of this 682-nucleotide messenger RNA. RefSeq lists its product as uncharacterized. Bases 19 to 489 code for a protein of 156 amino acids. The record is from RefSeq and is a predicted model, not a curated record. NCBI's taxonomy places the organism in Eukaryota, Metazoa, Arthropoda, Malacostraca, Decapoda, Palaemonidae. The transcript has 4 exons.
UGUCUACUACACGCCAAGAUGAAGACUUUCGCUCUAGUGGCACUGGGACUUGCGGCCCUGAUCGGCUAUUCGUCAGCAGUUGAAGAAGAGGACAACCCCGAAGUGAAGAUCUUCGCCGGCUACGUCACCCGAACCCGAUUCAAGGUCCUCACUUCCUCGACGCUCCUCAGCUGCAUCUCGUCCUUGAACCAGAAUGCCAAGUGCGGCGGCCGAAGGAGGAGGAGCCGCCCCAGCAACAUGGAGGGCGAACUCUCAAUCAUGGAACCCAGCAUAGCACUGGACGGCUCCGAGGGAGAUGUGAGCGUCGCAAAGAGGGACGUCUCCAAACAGGAGGCGAAAGCUGACGAAGAUAAAGGGAAGCUGUUCGUGUCCCUGACCACAUUCACGACGAUGACGACGACUUCCUACACUGCCAACACCUCGACCACUGUGUCCGUCUCCUUCCACUGCAUUCCCCCAGACGGCAUCAAGCUUCCUUACUGUCUGUAAAUGAGUCUUUUGGGGCUGUACUAAGUCUUCAGUUCGGUCGUCAAUAAGCUUUCUGAAGAAGAAUGAAACGUCUGCUGGAUUUUGAUUGAAUGUGACUGCUCUCGUUUUCUAUUUAUGACUGUACAUAGCUGAUAUGUUGUACAUAAUGAAGUCCAUGAAGAGUGUAACUGUAAAUAAAACGUUUUUAAGAAAA